Molecule: messenger RNA, 2993 nt
Organism: Acanthaster planci (crown-of-thorns starfish)
Lineage: Eukaryota; Metazoa; Echinodermata; Asteroidea; Valvatida; Acanthasteridae
Product: ORM1-like protein 1
Cellular component (GO): endoplasmic reticulum membrane
Source: RefSeq, a predicted model, not a curated record
UUUUGGGGAAUGGUGCCGCUGACUAUUUUUCUCAGUACGUUACACGUAGGCAAUUCGUACUCGUAGUCUUUGAAUGAUGGAACGAUGGAGCCUAGUCUUGCAUGUCUUACUCAUACUUAUGUCUUAGUCAUGUUACUUUGUUAGUCACAGAUUUUUUUUUAGACAUGUAAGAGGCUUUGCCAACAGAUUCACAUUCAGACAUUCUCGCGGACAUGGCGGCUGGAGGUUGUUCCAUUAAUUGCACUCACGUCUGGGCAAAGGGCAAUUCUCUGUUCACUUAUUUCGUUCUUCACUUUUUUUGGAGGAUCCAGGCGAAAGAAAAUCGCAAUUGACCUGAAGACGAGUCACAAAAUAUAAGCCAUGAAGAUGAAAAUAUCUGAGCAGUCUUCUGAGCCCAGCACAGUUACCAAUGGAGUGAUUGAGUCCAACAUGACGCCCUUUCAUUCAUGGUUGGGUAGCCGUGGCAUGUGGAUUUCAUAUUUGAUUGGAACCUAUGCACUGCAUUUGUUCUUUCUCAGCUUACCAUUCUUGAAUGUAGCAAUGGUGUGGACACUUACAACGGUCACACACAGCCUGCUGAUGUACCUCCUGUUUCACUACAUCAAAGGAUCAAUAUGGUCAGAUUCUCAGCAAACAGAACGUUAUUUAACACAGUGGGAGCAGAUUGACAAUGGAGACCAGUUUACAACCACCAGAAAAUUCCUCACAGUCGUUCCCAUUGUCAUGUUUUUCUUGGCCAGCUUUUACACCAAGUAUCAACCAACACACUUCCUUGUUAAUGGCAUCUUUACGCUGAUCAUUGUGCUACCCAAGUUGCCCAUGUUCCACGGUGUAAGAAUAUUCAACAUCAAUAAAUAUUAAUCCCCAUCCAGUGUGUAAGGAUGGUGUUACUUAUGAAUGUCAAAGGUCAGUCUUGACAGAUGGUAGCACAUCUCUCAUGACAGCUGUCUUACUGCCACCUGUGUAUUUCAAACAUUUUGAGGAUGGCUGCUGUACUAGUAACCAAACUGGAGGGAAACCAUUAAUUUUAGUUGAAAGGGUUGGGCUGUGAUAUUCUUUAGUUUCACUUAGCACAUUACCUGACAGCUGCGAAAUUCAUCCAAGGUGGUUUUGCUACUCUCAACUGCUAGGAAUGAAAACAUUUAAGACUGAAAACAGACAUUUUCCCUUUGUAAAAGAAAUCCUAGGGGAUAUACAUAUUCUCUUGUAAGAAACAUGAAUUAAGUGCAUAUUUUCCCUGAUUUUUUUUCAAUUUGAAUAAUGCAGUGUACAGGGUACAUGUACCUCAAAUUUCUAAAAUCAUAAUUUUAAUGUUCACUCUCUCUGAUUUGACGUUAUGGUAGAUUAUUCAGUACAAGUAAAAAUAACUUAUUUCUAAACGUCAUAUACAGGAUGUACAUGUAUGUAGGUACAGUGGAUACAUGUAAAGUGAAGAUUUUGAAAGUUAAUUUCCAAAGAAUUUUCAAAAUGGGUAUUUUUGAUGUGAAUACUUAUUGGCUGAUUUUUCUUAUUUUGGGAAAGACGUACUUUUUUCUAACUUUUUGUUUUUCAUUUCAUUUGAAUAUUGUAUGAGUUCAUUUAGUUUGUAAAUCUGUGUAUGUGUUUGUCUUACUAAAACUAAAUUGACUGCAACCCGCUAACCGUACAUGUAUACUAAUAAUAUGUAGGUGUUAUACCCCAGGGGACAUGUCUGCUAAACAGUGUGCGGGCGCAUUGUUAUCAGCAGAGCAUGAAAUUACCUAGAAAGUGGACAAAGUUUUGCCAAAACUGUUGGUCAGUACACAUUCAACGACUACUUUUAUUCCGCAUCAACGUUUGAGCUUGAUUUUGACAUUCACUUUAAUUGCAACAGGUGUAACAGUCUAAUCUUACCCUAUACAUGUAUGAUACUUAAUCUUGAGAUAAACGUUUGCAGUUUUGAAGACUCCAUUAGUAGAGAACCACUCAUUUCAGUUUGACAUGUUUGUUUCAAUAUGUUCCCUCCCCUAGCUUAAUAUGGUUUAGAAAGUUAGACUAAUUGAUAAGUAUGUUUCUCCAUUGUUUACAUGUAUAGAAAGUUUGCUCUUAUGGUAACAUUAAGUUGGGGUCCGAGUAAGGUUGCAUGCAUUCUUUUAUCAACUUAAUUGUAUUUUUGUUGUGUACUUUUAGGAUUUAAUGGAAAUGCAAGCAAUGCAAAUUUACAUUGUACAAAUUUUUCUUGACAGAAAAGGUAGACAGAGUUACAGAAAAGAAAUAUUUGUGCUAUGUGUAUGAGAUACAGUGCAUAGAACCUGUGCAUAGAGCAUUCCAGACCUUUGCUAGAGUUUCUUUCCUCAAAUGCACCAACAUGUUAAAGAAAGAAUCUGUCAGCAGUACGCCCAUCAAACCUUGAGAUGUACAUUGUAUCUUGGUGAGACUAACAGGCUCUGUAACUUUGUUUGUCUUUGCAAAUGAUGAAAUUAACCUAACUAAUGUUUGAAAUUAAUAAAUUACUGCUUAAUAUAUGUGGUUGAAAACAUUGCUUUUAUCCUUCCAAAGUGCAUGAAAAAACUCAGUACAUUCAAAAGUUAGUCCAGUGUGCACUGCCCUUUAUUGACCUUGUCUGUUCUUUCAUGCAUCAAAGUGUGUUAUUGGGUAUAUUUAUUCAAAUUAAGAAUCUGAAUGCAUUCUGAAGCUUUAUUUCUGGAUUUCAAAUCGAUGGUUUAUCUUGCACAAAGCAGAAGUUUUCCUUAUGUAACUUGUUUUCUUUCAAAAGAAAGGUUGAAUUUUGAAAAAUUUAAAUUCAGUAUCCUGGUCUACAUAAGGUGUGCUGAUAUUUGUACCUUACCUCAGUUUCAACAAAAAAAUGAAUGACUCACAUUUCUAUACACACAUCUACUAAAAGAACCUCUUGAAACCUCCAAAGUAUUUGUUUACAGCAGUGGUAUGCAUAUCCUUUUUUUUUUUUCUGGAGUAGGCCUACAUAAAUUUCUAAAGGGUCAAUAAACCAUCUUUAUACCGGUACAUGUACCAUA